Molecule: messenger RNA, 3035 nt
Organism: Podarcis raffonei (Aeolian wall lizard)
Lineage: Eukaryota; Metazoa; Chordata; Lepidosauria; Squamata; Lacertidae
Product: zinc finger protein 345-like
Exons: 2
Coding region: 264-2384 (706 amino acids)
Biological process (GO): negative regulation of transcription by RNA polymerase II
Molecular function (GO): DNA-binding transcription repressor activity, RNA polymerase II-specific
Source: RefSeq, a predicted model, not a curated record
UGCUCUUUUUACCAUUUCGUUUCCCAGGCUCCCUUGCAAAGGAAACGGACUCCACAGAAGAAGCUGGCUAUUUCCAUCUCGGUUUGGGUGCUGAUGGUUUUGGAUCUCUUACUUUGAAAAAAUAAAAAUAAAAAAACUACUUCUCCGUCACUUUCCCUUUUCUUUUUCGUUGCAUUUAUUCCGAAAGAUGGGAUGGAUUUGAAACCGAGUUGGGAUGAAUUGGGAUUGUAAUUGAGGAUGAGGAGAACCAUCCCCAGCAAGAAAUGGAUCGCCGUCAGCAGAGGUUUCAGGGAACACGCUCUCUGUCCACAGAGGAAGCUUGCUUUUCAAGAGUGUCCUCCAAGGAGGAGCUCCAGGAGAGGAACAGCCAAGCCAAGUGGGAGAACCUGCCGUGGCUGGAAGGCAGCUUGGACGAUCGUGGAGACCGUGAUCAGGAGGAAGCCUCUGAGAGCAGCUCCGUGGUCUUCGUUGAGGAGCAAGGAGAUGUUGGGUGUGUGUCUGACUUAGAGGAUGUCGAGGAGCCCUCUGCCCAGGUGGAGGAAGUCAUAGGGGAGAUUGGGGAAGACACAGAGGUGUUUGUCUAUCCAGAGGGGUCUCUGCCGGAUGAUGAGUUUGCUGCAGAAGAAUCUGAGCAAAUAGCUUACCACAGAGAAAGUGGCGAUGAAGCCCAACUGCUCCUGUGUCCAGAGGCAGCUCUGGGAAGGGAGGAUUCUGAGGAGGAAACUGGGACCGUUGGUUAUGAGGGUGCAUCCUCUCUUGGGGUUGAAUCUGAGAUGACCCUUGAAGCUGAGGGAUCCAAUGGGGAGGAGUCCGAAGAGAUCCCUUGCUGGGGAGCAGCUCACCUGGGAGGAGUGGACCUUGCGGGGCAAUCGGAGGCCGUCGUUUACCAGGAGGGUUCUCUGGCCAGGGAGGGAUCCAGUGGCGAGGAGCAGGAAGAAAUCCACUCUCAGCAGGGCUCUCUUUCUGGGAAUGGCUCCGAUGAGGAGGCGUUCAGCGGCUGGGCUGACCCAGUGCAGGCGCUGGUAGCCGAGCAGCGGCCUUCCAAGCCUCGCCACAUCUGCAGCGAGUGCGGCCGCAGCUUGGCCAGCCACUCUGCCCUCGUCCGCCACUGCCUUAUCCACACCGGAGAGCUUCCGUACGCGUGCACAGAGUGCGGGCGGCGCUUCCGGCAGUCCUCGGCCCUCGUCCGCCACCUCCGGGCCCACCGGGGUGAGCGCCCGUACGUCUGCGGCGAGUGUGGCAAGGCCUUCGGAGUCCGCUCGGCCCUCGUCCGCCACCAGCGGGCCCUGCACACGAGCGAGAGGCCCUACGUGUGUGGGGAGUGUGGCAAGGCCUACGCCGACCUCUCCGUCCUGACCAAGCACCAGUUGAUCCACGUCAACGGGCGGCCUUUUUCCUGCCCUGACUGCGGCCAGGCAUUCGGGCACCGCACCACCUUGAAUCAGCACCGGCGCAUCCACACCGAGGAGCGGCCGUACCGCUGUGCCGAGUGCGGCCAGACCUUCCGGCAGAACUCGGCCCUAGCCAACCACCGCCAGGUCCACUCGGGGCAGCGCCCCUUCUCCUGCCAGUACUGCGGCAAAGCCUUCGCCGGCCGGCCCACCCUCGUCCAGCACCUCCGGACACACACAGGGGAGAAGCCGUACAGCUGCCCCGACUGCGGCCGCCAGUUCAGCACCAGCUCCAACCUCUUGCAGCACCGCAGGAACCACCUGGGCGAGCGCCCUUUCGCCUGCUCGCUGUGCGGCCGCCGCUUUGCCCGCCGGCCCGACCUGGCCCGCCACUACGUCACCCACGCCGAAGGCAGCGUGCGGCCCCACCGCUGUGGGGAGUGCGGGAAGCGCUUUGUGGACCUGGCCGACUUGGAGCAGCACGGGGCCACGCACCGCGGCGAGCGGCCCUACGUCUGCAGCUUCUGCGGCAAGUCCUUCGCCGAGGCCGCCACGCUGGCCCGGCACCGCCGAUCGCACCUCCCCACGGCUCAGCAGGCCUACAAGUGCGAGGUGUGUGGGCAGACUUUUGGGCAGAGCUCCGACCUGCUGGCCCACGGGCGGGUGCACAGCGGCGAGCGACCCUACGCCUGCGGGGACUGCGGCAAGGCCUUUGGGCGCAGCUCCAACCUGUCUCGCCACCGGCGGGUGCACACCCACGAGCGCCCCUACGUCUGCGGCGACUGCGGGAAGAGCUACACCCAAAGCACACACCUCAUGGAGCACCAGAGGCUGCACACGGGCGAGAGGCCCUACGAGUGUGUGGACUGCGGGCGCUGCUUCGGCAAGAAGGGGCACUUGGACUCUCACCGGCGGGUGCAUCGCUUGUUGCCCGGGUCUCCCAGAGGGGCUGAUGGGGUGCAAGCCGAUUCGGGGAGCCCAGAGUGCGUAUGAAGGAAUCCUGCAGGGGUGGAAAGUUGUGGGUUGUGGGUGGGGACAAGGAGUCAGAGCAAGGUUAAUAUCGGAGAAUGGCUUAUUAUUCCUUAGAUUCUAUACUGCCUUUCAUCUGAAGGUCAUAGUUCAGUCGGUAGAGCAUAAGACUCUUAAUCCCAGGGUUGUGGGUUUGAGCCUCUUGUUUCCUGCAUUGCCGGGGUUUGGAUUCAAUGACCCCCAGGGUUUCCUUCCAUGAUUCUAUGAUCACAGGGCGGUUUGCAAUAUAAAAACACAAGAAUAUGUACCAUAAAAAAACAAACGAAGACAAAAAAACCCUCACAAACCGUUAUUAGCCCCACCUGAAUGCCACAGCGAUCUCUGAAGGAUAAAGAGCACGUGCAGAAUUCCUGGAGGGGCUCCCCAAAGGGUGUGGCUGCAUCACCACAACCAGCUCCCGUGUGUUCCUGGCCAGAGGCAGGCAGCUGUGAACCCUCUGUACCUUUCGGGUUAGUGAUUUCAUGGGGUGGGGAAGAGUGCUUUUCAAUUGCCUGAUGUUAAACGUAUGCUCAGUAGAGGGCGUGUUUGUCAUAAAAAGUUGGGUAAAGGCUAGAACAGGGGGGGUCAGCAAACUUUUUCAGCAGGGGGCCACUCCACUGUCCCUCAGACCUUGUG